AUAAAAAGGAAAGCGAUUUUGGAGCUGUUCUCAUGAUCUUAGAAAUCUCAGUGGCUGGAAUUGGUAGAGGUGGUUAUAGCCACCUAGUGGCGGGGUGAAAAGAUGGUUUUCCAUUUCUAUAGCAGAUGAAAGUGUAUGGCUUAAAAUAUCAUGAUGAAAUAUUAAAAUGACACUUGCAUUUAAUCAACAAUAAAAUUUUUCUUGUGUUGUUGUCUUACGAGUUAUGAUUUCGCGCAUCUUUAAUUCGCUGUUUACUUUUUCCCCAUUGUAACAUUCUUGAGUAUUGAACCGGUAUUAUUAGUUAUGUUUAUGAAAUAACUGUGUUUUGUAAAUAGUGACUUCGUGAAUGUUUAUCAACGAAUUGAUAUUAAAAAUUUAUAACAGGACGAUGUUGACUACUUAAAAUUUUAAUUAGUGCAAUUCUCAGUUUAUCCUGAGAGAUUUUUGAUAAGAAUUCAAGGAUAUGGCAGAAGUGUUGUUUGAUGAUGUUUAUGAUCUGUGUGAGAUUAUCGGCAGGGGUCCUUUUAGCUUAGUUCGUCGUUGUAUUCAUAAAACUACGGGUCAACAGUUCGCUGUAAAAAUUGUAGAUGUUGCAAAAUUUACUUCUUAUCCUGGUCUUAGCACAGAAGAUUUAAAAAGAGAAGCCACAAUUUGUCAUAUGUUGAAACAUCCCCAUAUUGUAGAGCUUUUGGAAACGUAUAGUUCUGAAGGCAUGCUUUAUAUGGUUUUUGAAUUUAUGGAGGGUUCUGAUUUAUGUUUUGAAAUUGUAAAGCGUGCUGUUGCUGGAUUUGUAUAUAGUGAAGCAGUUGCUAGCCAUUAUCUUCGCCAAAUAUUAGAAGCUGUUUGUUACUGCCACAGUAAUGAUAUAAUUCAUCGUGAUAUUAAACCACAGAGUGUCCUUAUUGCUACAAAAGAAAACUCAGCUCCUGUUAAACUAGGAGGAUUUGGAGUUGCAGUGCAGCUUUCUAGUAACCAGUUAGUAAAUCCAGGUCGAGUUGGUACACCUCAUUUCAUGGCACCAGAAGUUGUCCAAAGGCAAUCAUAUGGAAAGCCUGCAGAUAUUUGGAGUUGUGGUGUCUUGCUCUAUACAUUGCUCAGUGGAACAUUACCUUUUAUGGGGACCAAAGAGCGACUUUUCCAGAAUAUUUGCACUGGACGACUUAAUCUUGCUGGGAGGCACUGGGAUACCAUCAGUGACUUUGCCAAAGAUAUGAUACGUAGAAUGCUCACUGUUGACCCUAUGUACAGAAUAACAGUUGAAGAAGCACUACAACAUUGGUGGAUAAAGGGUCGUGAAAGAUGUGCUCCAAAACGACACCUAUCCCAUAGUGUAGAUGAGCUUAAACGAUUUAAUGCUAGAAGAAAACUUAAAGGUGCAGUAAUAGCAGCAGUUUCAAGUCCAAAAUGGAAUAAUUAUUACUACGAUCCCAUCUGUGAUGGAGCAUCAGAAUAUGGUAUUGAAGAUGAAAUCACAGCUGCAG
Messenger RNA from Parasteatoda tepidariorum (common house spider), 1481 nucleotides. NCBI's taxonomy places the organism in Eukaryota, Metazoa, Arthropoda, Arachnida, Araneae, Theridiidae. The record is from RefSeq and is a predicted model, not a curated record.